This is a messenger RNA of Rhipicephalus sanguineus (brown dog tick), 1335 nucleotides long. RefSeq names its product Ig-like V-type domain-containing protein FAM187A. The record is from RefSeq and is a predicted model, not a curated record. Bases 1 to 1245 code for a protein of 414 amino acids. Lineage: Eukaryota; Metazoa; Arthropoda; Arachnida; Ixodida; Ixodidae. The transcript has 8 exons.
AUGGCUUCCCAGUGUCACGCCUACGACUUUAUCGGAGCCGUCAAGAGUCUCUUCAAAGCGCGGGAGGUCGAAUGGUCCUGGGACGAGUACGAGCGCUGCAUCCGGGAACGCUCCGACGAUGCGCUUCCUCGACGCCAAUCCGUUCUCGUUCUGGUGGGCUCGAAGGUCGAAUUGCCCUGCCCCGGGAUAUGCUUCCCCCCCGAGUCCGAGGCGCAGUCUCCGUGGCACCGCGUUGACCCGUUGUCCAAGUCUUCCAUCGCACCAGUGGCCUUGGGCAAGGGGGAUACGCGCCGCCAGCUCAUGGGUUACGGAGCACUGGUCGUGACGGACGCGCUGCCCUCAGACACGGGCUUCUACCGUUGCAUGUGGGCUGGCAGGGAGUACGCCACCUACCACCUGCAGGUGGUUGCUCGGGAGCCGUACUCCAUGGUCUGGGAGAACGAGCACAACAGCACCGAGGAGCGAGCCGACGUCACCGGUCUACCACUGGUCACGUGGCUCGAGUGGUCCGAGUGGAGUAGCUGUGACCGCUGCGGUUCCGUCGGCAGGCGCCGCCGCGCCGGAAUCUGCACCGUCGGAUACAAGGGCACCAAUGGUACGCUGCCAAAGGAGGCAGCCAUAAUGACGCUCCUCUUAAGCCUUUUCCCAGAAGGCUUACCCUGCCGGUCUGCCUUGAUACCGAAGGUCAUCUCGUCGGUGCUUAAGGACCACUGGAGCGUGCACAUGAUUGGCCUGUGCAGUGAGCCCUGCGUUCAAGGCAAGGGCAUCGUGGUGGUGACGGACUCGUCGGGCCUCGUCGAGGAGGUCGUGGACAACAGCCGCGGCAUUUUCUCUCUGCGCCAGAAGAUCCUCGAAUUGCCCAAGAGAGCGAGGCGCCGGACGGUCAGCCGAGUGCGCGGAAGCGAGGUUCUGCUUUCCUGCUCGAGGCGACGGUUCAACAGCAAGUUUUACCAGUGGCGCAACGGCUCGGUUCUGCUCAACCCCAUGGUGGUGUCCCAGCUGUCCGAUGGCCGCGUCAAGAUAGACCUCGCCAACAACCUGCACAUCCUCCGUGCCGAGUUCUGGGACACCGGGAUUUACAACUGCUACGACGGCUCCUCCCUGGUCGCGACGGUCAGACUGGUAAUCACGAGACCCAGCGUGAUGGCCAGGCUUCACGUGUACGCCUCAUACGUCAACGUUGCCGCCCUCAGCGGUGUCAUAGUACUCGUAGCGAUAUCCGUUAUUCGAGGCUCCAAUUCGUGACGGCCAUUCUUAGUUUACAAUGCGUAGUAUAUAUAUAUGUAGUUAGUGUAGUCACUGGUGCUCUCGUGUACAGCCAAUAUGAUGCCGAAU